Molecule: messenger RNA, 876 nt
Organism: Penaeus indicus
Lineage: Eukaryota; Metazoa; Arthropoda; Malacostraca; Decapoda; Penaeidae
Product: peptidyl-tRNA hydrolase 2, mitochondrial-like
Exons: 4
Coding region: 303-803 (166 amino acids)
Cellular component (GO): cytosol; mitochondrion
Molecular function (GO): peptidyl-tRNA hydrolase activity
Source: RefSeq, a predicted model, not a curated record
AAGGGGCCCUGGCAAUGGCAAGUGACCCCCACCGGCGGGCGCCCCGCGAGGAGGACCCGGAGGAGGACGACCCUGUGGAGGCCAUGAUUGCCAAGACGGGCUGCCUGGAGAAGCACUAUGCUGUCCAGUCUUUCUCUUUCCAGUUUUGUAUGGCUGACAACAAGGACUGGAGGAAAUGUCAGACAGAAGUGAAGGAUUUCCAGCAGUGCAUUUCAGAAUAUAACAAGAAUAAAUCAAAAUAGUUUGUCUUUCCGACAUGAGUGUUAUUGACUGAAAUAUUGUGCAAAAAUACAAGAAAGACCAUGGAGGACCUGAAUGGAGAGCAUUCAACUGUAAAAUACUUUAACAUUCAAAAAAUUAGUCUUAUGGUGACUAGUUUUUUAGCAGGGCUCUACAUUGGAAGAAAGAUGAGUAAUACUGCGACUCGAGUGAAGAACCUCAUUGUUACCGGACCCAGCAAGUUGGUGCUUGUUGUUCGGCAUGAUUUGAAAAUGGGAAAAGGGAAAACAGCAGCCCAGUGUAGCCAUGCCACAUUAGCAUCCUAUAAGAAAAUGCAGAAGAUAAACCCCCACAUCUUGCAAGCUUGGGAGGACCUUGGUCAGCCAAAAGUUGUUGUACGAGCAACUGACCUAAAUCACAUAAACCAUUUAUCACAGUUGGCAACGGCAGCAGGAAUAGAAACUACGCUUAUUCAUGAUGCUGGAAGAACUCAGGUGGAAAAAGGUUCAGCAACUGUCUUAGCUGUAGGACCUGCAUCUGUAACAGCUGUAGAUAAAAUUACAGGAAAUCUUCCUCUACUCUAAGGUUUCCUUCCUUCUGGGUGAUUUGUGAUUUUCUUCUUUGUAUAUAUGAAUUUUUAAAUAAACAGAAAAGAUU